Archocentrus centrarchus (flier cichlid) is the source of this 1424-nucleotide messenger RNA. RefSeq names its product autophagy related 4B, cysteine peptidase (gene atg4b). The record is from RefSeq and is a predicted model, not a curated record. NCBI's taxonomy places the organism in Eukaryota, Metazoa, Chordata, Actinopteri, Cichliformes, Cichlidae. Gene Ontology annotation, cellular component: cytoplasm. Gene Ontology annotation, molecular function: cysteine-type endopeptidase activity; protein-phosphatidylethanolamide deconjugating activity. Gene Ontology annotation, biological process: piecemeal microautophagy of the nucleus; aggrephagy; C-terminal protein lipidation.
CUUCCCAUUGGUCCAGCGUGUCGGAGUGCCGAGAACAACAAACACGCUCGGGUGAAGACCGUCGGGAUGGAUGCAGCUACCUUGACAUACGACACACUUCGCUUUGGUGAGUUUGAAGAUUUUCCUGAGACUUCGGAGCCUGUGUGGGUCUUGGGGAAAGAAUACAAUGCGCUCACAGAGAAAGAUGAGAUUUUAUCAGAUGUCACUUCACGACUGUGGUUCACAUACAGAAAAAACUUCCCACCAAUUGGGGGGACUGGACCAACAUCAGACACGGGGUGGGGAUGUAUGUUACGGUGCGGCCAGAUGAUCCUGGGUGAGGCCUUGGUGUGCAGGCAUUUAGGAAGAGACUGGAGAUGGGCCAAAGGCCAGAAACAAAGAGAGGAGUACAUCAGUAUUCUCAAUGCCUUCAUCGACAAAAAAGACAGCUAUUAUUCCAUCCAUCAAAUCGUGACUCAAAUGGGAGUCGGAGAGGGAAAGCCUAUUGGCCAGUGGUAUGGACCAAACACAGUCGCCCAGGUUCUAAAGAAGCUGGCGGUGUUUGAUACGUGGAGCAAAUUAGUUGUACACGUGGCGAUGGACAACACUGUGGUCAUCGAGGAGAUCAAGCGUCUUUGCAUGCCCUGGCUGGACGCUGCAGGAGCCUAUGGAGAACCAGAGGGAGUGGGGGAGCUUAAUGGCUGCCUGGAAGGAGCGUGCGCGCUGGCUGAGGAGGAGACGGCGCUCUGGAAACCUCUGGUACUGCUCAUCCCCCUCAGGCUGGGCCUGAGCGAUAUAAAUGAUGCCUACAUCGAAACCCUGAAGCAAUGCUUCAUGCUGCCUCAAUCCCUUGGUGUUAUUGGGGGAAAACCCAACAGUGCCCAUUACUUCAUUGGUUAUGUCGGAGAAGAACUCAUCUAUUUAGACCCUCACACCACACAGCCUGCAGUGGAGCCGUCUGAUGACGGUCAGGUCCCCGAUGAGACGUACCACUGCCAGCACCCACCCUGUCGCAUGCACAUCUGUGAACUGGACCCCUCUAUUGCAGCGGGUUUCUUCUGCAGAACAGAGGACGAGUUUGAUGACUGGUGUAUGCGCAUAAGAAGGCUGUCCUGCAACAGAGGGACCCUGCCCAUGUUUGAACUCGUAGACAGCCAACCCUCUCAUAUGGUCAGCGUGGACACCCUCAACCUUACUCCCGAUUUCUCAGACUCCGACAGGUUGGAGCGGUUCUUCGAUUCAGAAGACGAGGAGUUCGAGAUCCUUUCCCUGUGACGAACAUAACGAACAAUGAAUCGCUGUUCUAACAGCGGGCGAAGAGUUGCCGUUUCUUCUCUGUAUCAGAAGGGACGCCUGAGGGGAGGAACAUUAACUGGAAACCUCUCGAGCCAGUCCAGUCAAGUGUGUGACACACAGCGUCUGAAUGCUCCGACACUGAGACUGCU